This is a messenger RNA of Westerdykella ornata, 927 nucleotides long. RefSeq lists its product as uncharacterized. NCBI's taxonomy places the organism in Eukaryota, Fungi, Ascomycota, Dothideomycetes, Pleosporales, Sporormiaceae. The record is from RefSeq and is a predicted model, not a curated record. The transcript has 3 exons. The coding region runs from base 1 to 927 and encodes 308 amino acids.
AUGGCGAAGCUUAAAGAGAAUUCCUUUACACCGGCACCUGGAAACUUCCCGGCCAAGGGCGACGGCGAUUAUGCUGGUGGUAUCUUCUGCAUUCCCCUCUCGGAUCUUCCAAAGUACACCCCGGGUGGGGUAGGAACACAACCUGGCAGUGAGGCUCCAAAAGGAACCGGCCAGAAAACUUCCGGCUCAGGUCCCUAUCCCGCACACAUGACCACUGACCCGACGCUGCCUGGACACACCAUCUUUGCCCCCAAGACCGCUCCACCAUCAAACGUCUCGCUCCCCUUUAUCGCCUGGGGAAAUGGUGCAUGCUCGCUGGAUGCUGCCCAAUACCAGAAUUUCCUUGUCGAAAUCGCGUCCUACGGAUAUAUGAUUGCCGCGGACGGAACACCAAACAGUGCGUCCAGCGCACAAUCCAAGGUCCAGGACAUGAGAGACAGCCUGGAUUGGGCAAUGGCUGGAAAAGCGAGCAAGUAUGGAAACGUCGAUCUCACUAAGAUUACCACUGCGGGGCAUAGUUGCGGUGGUCUGGAGGCGAUGAGUACGGCGUACCACGACGAUCGCGUCAAGAGAAUCAUGCUGUUUAACAUCGCCAUUUUUCAGGAUGACCGCCGCUAUCUUCUCCAGGAGAUCAAGGUACCUGUUGCGUACUUCAUCGGAGGGAAGAACGAUAUGGGUUACAACACUUCCGCCAAAGACUACGCGCUGUUGAACGCAGGUCUGCCCAAGCUCCGUGCUAACCUUGACACUGGCCAUGGUGGCACUUUCUCAGCUACGAACGGUGGCAAGCAGGGCAAAGCAGCUGUAGCAUACCUCAAUUGGCAGUGGAAGGGCAACACUACCGCUAGGGACAUCAUUCUGGACCCGAAGAGCCCCAGAAGCCUUGUGAAGGAUAAUUGGAUUGUUGAGCACGCCAACUGGUCGUAA